Molecule: messenger RNA, 7113 nt
Organism: Electrophorus electricus (electric eel)
Lineage: Eukaryota; Metazoa; Chordata; Actinopteri; Gymnotiformes; Gymnotidae
Source: RefSeq, a predicted model, not a curated record
AAAAAAACGCGACAGGCAUAGGAAACCGAAGAGGACGACGCCGACGGGGAGGAGAAACAAUCAAAGUCGCCUGAGAGGGCGAAGAGCGGAAAGAGGCAGGAGAGCCCGAGGGAGACGGACACAGACAGCGAUGCGCCCCAUGUGAGGAAAGGCAGGAAGAAGGAGAAGAAAACCAAACAGCAGCAAGAGACCAAAGGACCUGAGAGGCCUCCAGAUGUAGUUCAGGAGAGCGACGUGGGUGAGAAGAACAAGCCAGCGGCUGUCAUGGGCCCAAAGGACAAGAAGGCCAAGGAUGAAGGCAAGAAGAAGAAAAGGGCCGAGAAAGGGGACCGAGAGGAAGAGGACGACGACUCUCCAAAGAAAAAGAAAGACAAGAAGGCCAAGAAAGGGUCCACCGACAGUGACAGCGAGGGCAAGAAGAGGAAAGGCAAGAAGAAGAAAAGCAAAACUGUGGACUACGUAGAGAUCUAUGAAAAUGAGCUGAGGAACUACCAACCAGAGAAGGGUGAGAACUACGAAGACGAGUACCAUAAGAAGAAAGUGUAUGAGGUGGUCACCAUCACAGGAGAUGUGUCAGGAGCAGGCACUGAUGCCAAUGUUUUUGCCACUCUUUUUGGUGAAUAUGGCAUUACUCCCAAGUUGCACCUUGCCAGCAACACUGAAAAGAGGAAUCGGACUGCUUUUGAAAAAGGCAAAACAGAUGUCUUCCGGAUAAAAACUCACAACAUUGGGCCUAUAAAAAAGAUUCGGAUCGAGCAUGAUAAUACAGGCCUAAAUGCAAGCUGGUUCCUGGACCGCGUGAUGCUGACAGACAUGAACAGGCCCCACCUACGUUACUACUUCGCCUGCAACAACUGGCUCAGCAGGAAGGAGGGAGACGGCCUCUUUGUGAGGGACUUGCUGGGAACUCUGGACCCCUCAGAUAUGCCAAAGUAUAACAAGUAUGUGGUGAGUGUCUUCACUGCAGACAUCAAAGGCAGUGGGACAGAUGCAGAUGUGUUCAUUAAUAUUUUUGGGGAAUUUGGAGAUACUGGGGAAAGGAGACUAGAUAAUGAUAAAGACAACUUUGAGAGAGGAACAGAGGACAAGUUUACAAUUGAAGCACCAAACCUGGGGAGAAUCAAUAAGAUCACCAUGGGCCACAACAACAGAGGCUCCUCUGCUGGCUGGUUUGUGGAAAAGGUGAUAGUAGAUGACCUGGGAAACAAGGCAAUAUAUGAGUUCCCUAUAAGCCGCUGGUUUGCAAUGGAUGAGGACGAUGGAAAGAUUCAAAGGGAUAGCUUAGUGGGAGCAAGUCAGCCAACAGGCAUUGUUUACAGCGUGCAGGUGGUGACAGGGAACAUCAGGGGAGCUGGAACCAACUCCAAAAUUCACAUGGUCAUGCAUGGCUCCAAAGGCUUGAAGAAUAGUGGGAAGGUCUUCUUGGAGGGGGGCAAAUUUGAACGUGGGCUCACCGAUGUCUUUACUAUAGAGAUCGCAGCUCUACUGAGCCCGCUCAGUCGCAUCACUACUGGCCAUGAUAACGCAGGGGUCAGCGCAGGGUGGUACUGUGAAAAGGUAGUGAUCUACUGCCCUUUCACUGGAAUUGAGCAGACCUUCCCUUGUUCUAAGUGGAUGGAUGAACACGAGGGCGAUGGACUGAUUGAGAGAGAGCUGUAUGAAAUGGUCUCACUACGGCAGAAAAGGCAGAAGAAGCAUCCUUGGUCUCUUUGGAUAUGGACAUCUGAUCUUCCUGGGUCAGGCACAGAUGCCUCUAUCCUGUUCCAGAUCUAUGGCGAGAAGGGCAAGUCUGAUGAGAUGAAGUUGGACAACAAAACGGAUAAUUUUGAGCAGGGUCAGACUGAUAAAUUCAUGAUUGAAUUACCCGAGCUUGGAAAACUGACGAAAUUGAGAAUUUGGCAUGAAAAGAGACAUCCGUUUGCAGGAUGGCAUUUGAGCAGGGUGACCUUGCUGAAAACGUUAACAAAGGAAAAAUACAAAUUCCCAUGCGAGCGUUGGCUAGAUACAAAUGAAGAUGAUAAUGAAGUGGUGAGGGAGCUCCCUGCCAUGGGGGAUCUUAUCCAAGAACCACUGGCAGUCAUAAAGUAUCGAGUGACAGUCUACACUGGAACGGUCAGUGGAGGUGGGACAGAUGCCCAUGUCUUCCUUUGCCUGAUUGGUGACAAAGGAGACACAGGUGACCGGGCCUUGGUCAACUGCAAGAACAACGUCAACAAGUUUGAGAAGGGCAACGCCGAUGAGUUUAUCGUCGAGGCGGUGUGCAUUGGGCAGGUUCACAGGGUACGGAUUGGCCAUGAUGGGCGAGGAGGAGGGUGUGGCUGGUUCCUAGAUAAAGUAGUGGUCAGAGAGGAAGGGCACACUGAGUCACAGGGUAUCCAGUUCCCAUGUCAAAGGUGGCUCGACCGUAACGAGGACGAUGGCCAGAUUGUUCGUGAGUUAGUGCCAUUUUCUGAUGGACAAAGACUAUUUAAUGUCAGCUAUCACAUCGCAGUGAAGACAGGCAACAUCAGUGGCGGCAGUUCAGACUCCAGGGUGUUUGUCAAGCUCUAUGGUGAGAAAGGCGACACCAGCAAAAUGAUGCUGGUCGUCUCCGACAAUAACCUGCCGAACUACUUCGAAACUGGGCGAGUUGAUGUCUUCUCCAUUGAAACCCGUGACAUCGGACAAAUCAGUCGUCUUAUGAUUGGUCACACCAACGAGGGCAUGCGGGCGGGGUGGUUUCUGGACAGUGUGCAGAUCAUGGUACCUAACAGUGGAAGCCACUACAUGUUCCCCAGCCAUCGCUGGCUUUCUGAAGAUGAGGCUGACGGCAAAACCCAAGUGGAGCUAUACCCAAGUGAAAUACUGGACAUUGAACAAUUGAUAAACUAUGAAAUUACCGUGGUGACGGGUGAUGUUUGGGCUGCAGGAACCAAUGCCAAUAUUUUUAUCCAGCUGUAUGGAGACCAAGGAAAGACAGAAGUUAUCACCCUGAAAAGCAGGUCAAAUAAUUUUGAAAGAGGUCAUGCUGAAAUAUUCAAGAUUGAAGCUAAAGAUGUGGGAAAGAUUUUUAAGCUCCGCAUUGGCCACGAUGGGUCAGGAAUCUGGGCUGGGUGGUUCUUGGAAAAAGUGGAUGUAAAAUACUUGGUCAUGGCCUUGGUGAAGAAAGAGAAGAAAGAAGACAAGAAGAAAAACAAGAAGAAGAAAAAGAAGGAAGAGGAUGAGGAUGAGGGUGAGGAGGUGAUGCAGGAGGUGGUGAAAACGCUCUCCUUCCCCUGUGAUCGUUGGCUGGCUGAGGAUGAGGAAGAUGGGGAGCUUGUGGUGGAACUUCUACCCGAGGAUAGCGAGGAGCUGGAUGAAAUUGUGUAUGAUGUCAAUGUGUUCACGGGCAACAUGUGGGGUGCUGGAACCGAUUCCAAAGUUUACAUUACUAUCUUCGGCGAGAAAGGCGACACUGGGGAGCGCCGCCUGAAGAGGUCCAACAACUUCAACAAAUUUGAGCGCGGCCAGACAGACACAUUCUCCAUUACAGCAGUGGAGCUGGGACCUCUGAAGAAGCUCAGGAUCCGUCAGGACUCCAGCGUCUCCUGGUACCUGGACAGAGUCGAGAUCACAGACACCAGGGAUGACAUCACGUACUACUUUCCCUGCAACCGUUGGCUGGCUGUAGACGAAGAUGAUGGGCAGAUCGCCAGGGAGCUGGUGCCUGUGGAUGAGGCCUUCAUGAAGAAGGAUGGGGACGAGGAGGACUCAGGAGCCACCUUAGGGCUGGAGCAGAAGGCUAUGUCAACAACAUACACGCUGAGGAUCAAGACAGGAGAGAAGAAACAUGCUGGAACUGAUGCCAAUGUUUUUGCAAUUCUUUAUGGAGAGUAUGAUGACACAGGAAUCAUUAACCUGAGGGCCAGUAAAACUCACAAAAACAAGUUUGAGCAGGGAAUGAUCGAUGAAUUCACUGUGGAAGCUGUUGAUCUGGGAGAGCUUCUAAAGCUUAGAAUUGGGCAUGACAACGCAGGCGGAGGGUCCCCCGGCUGGUUCUUAGACUGGGUAGAGAUUAAUGCCCCCUCCCAGGGUCAGAAACUUUGUUUCCCAUGUGGCCGAUGGCUGGAUAAGACAGAAGAUGAUGGGGCGUUAGUAAGAGAUUUGUACCCAGCCGAACUGCAGACGGAGCUCUACAUCCCAUUUGUGCCAUAUGAAAUAAAAAUUUUCACAAGUGAUGUGUUUGGAGCUGGGACAGAUGCAGAUGUUUUUAUUGCUCUCUAUGGGCAGAACGGAAUCUGCACUCAGCAGAAGUCUCUUUGUGUGAACAAAAGAGAAAGACGCCUGUACUUUGAGAGGGGUGCAGAAGACAUGUUCAUUGUCGAGCUGGAGGAUAUAGGAGACAUCCUUGAGAAGAUUCGCAUUGGACACGAUAACAGGGGCAUAAAUCCUGGGUGGCAUCUAGACCGAGUGGAGAUCAGAAGGCUUUUAAGGAAAGGAAAGGGCUCGGAGACUACCAUCUUUCCAUGCGAACGAUGGCUGGCGAAGUCAGAGGAUGAUGGUGAGACAGUGAGAGAGCUAGUGCCCUCAGACAUCAUCACAGAAAAGCUCCUGAAAGACGGCACCCUCAAGUACAUAGAGACAGAGGUGGAGGAUGCCCUGGAGACUCACACAUAUAAGGUAUCAGUGAGAACGGGAGACAUGCAUGGAGCAGGUACAGACGCCAAUGUGUUCCUGACCAUCUACGGAAACCUGGGGGACACAGGAGAACGCAAACUAAGCAAAUCAGAGAGCAACAAAAACAAGUUUGAGAGAGGAAGAGUUGAUAAGUUCAACAUUGAAGCUGUGGACCUAGGUGAGGUUUUUAAGAUCAAAAUACGCCAUGACAAUUCACUGCCAGGGGCAGACUGGUACCUCGACCAGGUAGAAAUUGUGGACGAGGACACAGAUGAAGUCUUCAUGUUCUUAUGUGAGAGGUGGCUAUCAAGAAAGAAAGAAGAUAGACGGAUUGAGAGAGCAUUUUAUGUCAAGGGUUACGAAGGUGAAAGGAAUCCUCAAAACUCAAAGAAAAAAAUCCAGAACUCCAAACCAAGCCUAGACAGCAACAUGAACAAAAAGAAAAAGAGGAAGAAAGCAGUGCCAGUGGAGGAGGGUCCAGUGAUCCCGUACCACAUGACAGUGUCAACAGGGCAAGACCACGAUGCCAGUACCACAAGUCGGGUCUACAUGAUCAUAAUGGGCCCCCAGGAUAUGGAGACAGAGCGCCUCUGGCUCGAUCUUCCUGAAGAAAAGAAAUGUUUUGCUGCUGGAACUAUGGAGAACUUUGAAAGUUAUGGAUCGGAUGUAGGAGAAAUCAAGAGAGUGGAGUUAGGCCACGCUGGAGUUACUCCUGAGAGCUGCUGGCUGGUAGAUGAGCUCUCAGUUGCAGUGCCCACCAAAGGCAUCAAGUACAUGUUCCAGUGUAAGUGCUGGCUUGCCAAGGACAGGGGAGAUGGCCUCACAGCAAGAGUAUUUAAUGUGCUAGACGCCACCACCAUCAAUAUCAUUCAAAAGGUCAUCUUUGAGAUUACCGUUGUGACAGGAGACACCCAAUUUGCAGGGACAGACACCAACAUAUUCAUAAACGUGUUUGGGGCAAACGGAGGUACGGAGGACAUUCUGCUCCCCAAAAAUGAGGACAGGUUUGAGAGAGAUCAGGAGGACACGUUCAACUUGGAGAUUGAUGAUAUCGGUCCUCUUAAAAAGCUAAGAGUUCGCAUUGAUGGAACGGGAAGUCGGCCUGACUGGUUUCUUGACAAGAUUAUCAUGCGAAACCUGAGCACUGACGAGGUGUCAGUUUUCACCUUUGAGAACUGGCUGUCGAAAACGAAAGGGCCCAAGAGAACAAAGGUGUGUGAGCUCCCCGCAGUGGUGGAUGACGAAGAUCAGGUGGAGACGACUACAUAUAUCAUUCACGUUAAAACCAGCGAUGUCACUGGUGCAGGCACAGAUGCCAACGUGUUCCUAAUCAUAUUCGGGGAGAAUGGUGACACCGGCACUCUGGCACUCAAGGAAAGCAGCAACAGGAACAAGUUUGAGCGCAAGCAGAUGGACGUGUUCCGCUUCCCUGAUGUACUGAGCUUGGGAGAGCUUUCCAAGAUCAGGGUGUGGCAUGAUAACAAGGGUCCUGCUCCAGGAUGGCAUUUGGAAAAUAUAGAUAUAAAAGACGAACUCAUGAACCAAACCUUUCGCUUCCCCUGUGACCGCUGGCUGGCCAAAAGCAAGGAUGAUGGCCAGAUAAUACGGGAACUGGCAUGUGCCAACAAUGAUAUCCUGGACCUCAGUGACAAGACAAAAUAUGAAAUUGACAUCACAACAGCCAACUCUGAAGACGCAGAGACGAAGGAGAACGUCUGGAUCGUGCUUGAGGGGAAAAGAUCACGUUCAAAGGAGUUUAUGAUGGAGAACUCAUCAAAGAAAAAACGAUUCUUGCAGGGUGCAACUGACUCGUUUGAGUUCUCCUCUAAAAAUCUGGGGGAUAUUGUUGGGAUCUCUUUGGGCCACUUAACAAAAGAUAAAAAGGUGAAGAAGGCUCACUGGCACGUUCAGGAAGUGGCGGUGACGGAAAAAGAGCUCCAGAACAAGUACAUUUUCCAUUGUGAUGCAAAGAUCCCCCUGACCACAAGGAAGGACACGUUUGUGACAUUCGAAUGCACUAGAACCAUUGAGAGCUUUGCCAGCAAAGUCCGGAGUUUAGUUCCCGUCAAGUACGAGAUCAUCAUCAUCACCGGGGACGUGAAGGGAGCUGGCACUGAUGCCAACGUUUAUAUCACUAUAUACGGCGUCAACGGAGACUCGGGGAAGCGACCACUAAAGCAGAAGUUCAGAAACCUGUUUGAGAGAGGCCGCACGGACAAAUUUCUGCUGGAGAUGUUGGACUUGGGCGAUCUGCUGAGGGUAAAAGUGGAGCAUGACAACAGUAGCCAAACCCCUGGCUGGUACCUGGAGUGUGUGGACAUUACAAACACUGCCAACUGGGUGACCACCAUCUUCAUUUGUGGAAAGUGGUUAGACAAGAAAAAGGCAGAUGGGAAAAUCGAAAGAGUCUUAUAUCCCAAAUACUGACACCUUUCUGCUGUUUAAUUUUCUUUCGAAUAUCAGGUGUUUAAUUUUGAU